AUGCAGAAUUGGAGGACAAGUACUGAGAUUGCUGAAAGUGAAAAAGACGGUUUGAUGGACCCUAGAAAGUUUGAUGGACCCUCAACAGCAACUCCUUCUGUCCAUGCCAACAAACUGCUCAGUAAAAAUAGCAAGGAAGCCCAUGCUUUGGCAUUCAUCAGGAUUUUCCAGAGCCAUGAAUAUGGGCCCAAAGGUGUUGCUGACUUUGACUCAGACCAAGUGGCAACCUUGGCCAAGAAAUACCCCAGGGGAGUCCCCUCCAUGACACAGCUGAUCCUGUUGGAGGACCAGAAAUUGGACUGGCCCAAUUUGCUUACGAACUGGCCAGUGAAUAACUUGGAUGUGCAUGGGUUAACAGCUUACGAUUUGGCAGUGCGCAGAAUGCCUCUGUCGACUCGCCUGGGCUUUAACAGAAGUCACGAUGACAAGCACAAAAUGCCAUGGCAAACUGUACUGGCCCUAGAGAAAUCUGCUGCUGCUAGAUACCUGGUCUCGUCCGGGCCAAUCUUGACUGACCAAGCAGAAUCCUGUUUUCCGAUUUACAGUUCUGUCAUCACUAUGAGAGCUGCGCAUGAAGCCAGAAGGUCCAGGUCCUCCCCAGUGGAGAGCUUCUCCAAGGUUUUCACUGGGGUGUGA
Messenger RNA from Notodromas monacha, 636 nucleotides. Lineage: Eukaryota; Metazoa; Arthropoda; Ostracoda; Podocopida; Cyprididae. The record is from the annotation of a GenBank genome assembly.